UUAUCCGGAUAAUAGGUGAUCGCUUUCCCUGGCAGGUGAGAGUGCCAUUUUGUCUACACGAACAUCAUGAUAAGAAAGGGUGGCAUGGCCCUCAAACCUUUUCUUCCUCAGCUGCAGACUACCUUGUUAAGUGUCUACAUGAUAGUACAAGAACUGUUCGAUCGAGUGCUGCCCUGGCACUUGGAAAGUAAGUGGACUCAGUACCAGGGUUGAUCCCUUGGUUGGGGAUUUACUGUCUGGUCUACAGGGAUCAGAUGGUGGUGUCCGUGGAGCUUUUUUGACUGCUUUUGAAAGGGUGUCCUGAAGCAUGCUGGGAAGAAUAUGAGCAUGGUUGUUAGAGGCCGUGUUUACAACUCCUUACGGAAUUGAUUCGUCAUGAUGAUGAAUCAAGUUCGUAUGUAUGCUGCAAGCAUUUUGGGUAUCUUGACAAAGUACCUUGAAGAUAUUCAGCUGAGUGAGUUGAUUCAGGAACUUUUAAGUCUGGCUUCAUCACCAAGCUGGCCUUUUAGGCAUGGCUCUGUUCUUGCAAUAUCUUCCAUGAUCCACCACAACCCAUCCCCAGUUUGCCUGUCUUCCUCUUUCUCCUCUAUUUUAACCACCUUAAGGACGCUUUUAAAAGAUGAGAAGUUUCCUCUUCGGGAAAGUUCAACCAAGGCGUUAGGCUGGCUCCUCUUAUAUCAAACUCAGAGGGAUCAUUUUGACCCGGUGCUGAACAAGGAUGUUCUUUCAUUGCUUGUUUUUUCAUCCACCCACGAUGACUCCAGUGAAGUUAGAAGAAGAUCUUUGUCUGCUAUAAAAGCUGUUGCCAAGUCAAGUCCUCCAGCCAUUAUGUCUAAUGUUACCAUUACUGGCCCUGCUCUUGCCGAGUGCUUAAAAGAUGGAAAUAUGCCCGUGAGAAUUGCUGCAGAAAGAUGUGCUUUAACAUGCCUUCCAUUGACGAAAGGUACUCUUACCGCAAUUUUUGGUUUAUGCGUUUCGUGCGGUGAAGAAUUGCAGUAG
Messenger RNA from Prosopis cineraria, 999 nucleotides. Its product is annotated as protein ILITYHIA-like. NCBI's taxonomy places the organism in Eukaryota, Viridiplantae, Streptophyta, Magnoliopsida, Fabales, Fabaceae. The coding region runs from base 376 to 999 and encodes 207 amino acids. Gene Ontology annotation, cellular component: cytosol. The record is from RefSeq and is a predicted model, not a curated record. The transcript is spliced from 6 exons. Gene Ontology annotation, biological process: cellular response to amino acid starvation; regulation of translation. Gene Ontology annotation, molecular function: protein kinase regulator activity.